Galleria mellonella (greater wax moth) is the source of this 2200-nucleotide messenger RNA. It is a transcript of the gene Ttc30, whose product is annotated as tetratricopeptide repeat protein 30A. The coding region runs from base 198 to 2186 and encodes 662 amino acids. Gene Ontology annotation, biological process: intraciliary transport. Gene Ontology annotation, cellular component: intraciliary transport particle B; axonemal microtubule. The transcript is spliced from 2 exons. NCBI's taxonomy places the organism in Eukaryota, Metazoa, Arthropoda, Insecta, Lepidoptera, Pyralidae. Gene Ontology annotation, molecular function: intraciliary transport particle B binding; protein binding. The record is from RefSeq and is a predicted model, not a curated record.
UUAACCAUUAUUGUACUUCAAUAUAUUUCAAGAAAAAAAACUUUGUUGGCAUGACAACGGAUUAAGGUAUACAAUGAAAAACAUUUCCAAAUCCAAAACGUAAUGAUAUAAUGUUUAUCAAAUGCUGAAGUGUUUAACAAUAUACUCUUCGGUGAUUACUUCCUUCAAGUGUUCAAAAGUUUCAUUAUUACUUAGAAAUGGAUUAUUUACAAAUAAAAGAUGGCCAGUAUACUAAAACUAUUUAUACUAUGAUAAAAGAAGCAAGGUAUGAGGAUGCUAUCAAAGCUUUAAAUGACGCCAUCAAUUUCACUCCAAAUCGCGCUGGACUCUCGCUUCUCGGAUAUUGCUACUAUAGAACUCAAGCAUUUGUCGAAGCGGCUAAUUGCUAUGAGCAAUUAACAGCGAUGCACCCAGAUAUACCAGAAUAUAAACUAUACUUUGCUCAAGCCCUAUAUGAGGCUUCAAUGUUUGACGAGGCAUAUAAAGUUUCAAUGCAAAUCUCCUCUCCAGAAUUAGAGAGGAAAGUUAUCAAAUUGCAAUCUGCAAUUAAAUAUGGCGAAGAAGACACAAUUUCCGCUAAAGCACUAGUGGACUCCUAUCCAACAGAAGAUCCGGAUAAAGACAUUAAUCUUGGAUGUCUACUUUUCAAGGAAAAUCAAUACGAUGAAGCAUUGCAGAAGUUUUCACGGAGCUUAAAUGUAUUAGGUUUUAACGCACAUCUUCAUUACAACAUAGCACUUUGCUAUUUUAGACUUAAAGAAUAUCCACAAGCUUUAAAACACAUCACCUUGGUAAUAGAAAGAGGUAUCAGAGAUCAUCCAGAAUUAGCUGUAGGCAUGCAAGCUGAUACAUCUGAAGUUAAAUCAGUUGGUAAUUCUUUGACUCUUCAUGAAACUGCACUUACUGAAGUAUUUAAUCUAAAGGCAGCAAUAGAAUAUCAACUUAAAAAUGUAGAGGCCUCUAGAGAAGCACUAAAUGAUAUGCCUCCAAGGCAUGAACAUGAAUUGGAUGCUAUUACACUACACAAUUUGGCAUUAACCUCAAUUGACAUUAAACCAACUGAUGGGUUUGAAAAGCUUCAUUUUCUACUACAGCAAGACCCUUUUCCGCCUGAAACUUUUGCGAAUCUUUUACUUUUGUACUGUAAAUUUGAAUACUACGAUUUAGCAGCUGAUGUUUUGGCUGAAAAUGCUCAAUUCACUUACAAAUACUUGACACCAUAUUUGUACGAUUUCUUAGAUGCAAUUAUAACAAGCCAAACAUCACCUGAAGAAGCUUUCCAAAAAUAUGAAGACAUUGCUUCCAAGCAUGCAGAACAACUCAGAAAACUUACAAAAGUUGUUCAAGAAAGUCGAUCACAAGGCGACAAUGACCAAGUUAAGAAAGCCGUAGUCGAAUACGAAGAGGCAUUAGAGAGAUAUAUACCUGUAGUUAUGGCACAAGCUAAAAUAUACUGGGAUAUGGAAAAUUAUGGCCAGGUGGAAAAGAUUUUUCGUAAAUCCGUAGAAUUUUGCAACGAAUCAGAUGUUUGGCGUCUCAAUGUUGCCCAUGUCUUAUUUAUGCAAGAAAACAAAUACAAAGAGGCGGCUAGCUUCUAUGAGCCGAUUGUUAAAAAACAAUACGACAAUAUUUUAGACGUAAGCGCAGUUGUAUUAGCUAAUUUAUGUGUAUCUUACAUAAUGACAUCACAAAACGAAGAAGCUGAAGAUAUUAUGCGUAAAAUAGAAAAAGAAGAAGAACAGCAGAUAUUUGAGGAUCCUCAGAAGAAAUUUUACCAUUUGUGUAUUGUUAACCUAGUCAUUGGCACUUUAUAUUGUGCCAAGGGAAAUUAUGAAUUCGGUAUAUCAAGAGUAAUCAAAUCAUUGGAGCCGUUUAAUAAACGUUUGGGUACCGACACAUGGUUCUAUGCUAAAAGAUGUUUUUUGUCCUUCCUUGAAAAUCUAGCAAAACACUUGAUCGUGGUAAAAGAUAACACUAUUAAAGAUUGUUUGCAGUUCCUUGAAGGCUGUGAAACUUACGGUAGACGCGUAAGCACCGUUAUCGAGAGCCCGUUUCAAGAGGAAGACGUUAAUUCCAAAGCAAAACAAACCGUCACUUACGAAGCACGUUUGCUACGUUACAUGUUCUACAAACUGCGGAACAUUGACGAUUCAGUUACAAUUAAUAAGUAUGAAGAUUUAAAAUAAAUCACUUACCUGGU